This is a messenger RNA of Diuraphis noxia (Russian wheat aphid), 1922 nucleotides long. RefSeq names its product regulator of microtubule dynamics protein 1-like. Gene Ontology annotation, cellular component: mitotic spindle pole; cytoplasm; spindle microtubule. Gene Ontology annotation, molecular function: microtubule binding. The record is from RefSeq and is a predicted model, not a curated record. Lineage: Eukaryota; Metazoa; Arthropoda; Insecta; Hemiptera; Aphididae.
UAUGUAGUAUGUACUCAGUCACGACUACUCACUGUCUACUCACUAGUCACUACUCAAUUCAUUACCCUGACAAAAUAAUUAUUAUUUAAUAUGUUAUUUAUUUUGUCAUGUUCAUUACGUCUUGACUCUUGACCAACUCAAAAGUUGCUUAUUCAGAACUUUAAUAAUUAUUAAUUACUAUUUAUUUUAAUAUGCUGAGUAUUUCCUGCUUAUAAGUUGUAUUGUAUACAAAUACUCACUCGUUAACUCUACGGUAUUUGCUGCCGGCGGCCAAGGAUAUUAUUAAACCGCAUAUUCGCAGCGACUCGGACUUUUCCGUUUAAUCGUCAGAAAUGUUCCGAAACCGGGUUAAACAGAUCAGUUGGUUCGUUUUCGAAUCGUUUACAAGGACCUCUGGAUACCGGCAAGCCCGCCGUGCUGUCAAGUCAUCGUCAAACAUCCAACUUCCAGUGACGUUUAGCCUAGCCAUUCCUUUCUUUGGCAACAAAAAUACAAGCUUGACCAAAGUCAACGAACGCGAUUUGGUCAUUGAUGACAAAAAAUUAGUUUUACAACAAAAACUUGUUGAAGCCGAUCAGCUCUUUCUAGCAAAUAAGUAUGAAGACGUAGUACGUUUACUUGGAGAAUACAAGGACAAUAAUGACGUACAAGUACUAUGGCGUUUGAGCAAAGCUGAAUACAAUAUGAGUUUAGAUGAAAACAUUAGCAAAGAGAAAAAAAAAUCUUUGAUAUCAUCAGCACAUGAGUCAAUCAUUAAAGCAUUAAGCAUUGAUUCAAAUAUAUCUGAAGUUCACAAAUGGGCUGCUGUGUUAAUUGAUGCUUACAGUAAUAUCAAUUUCGGAAUCAAAGAACAAUUGCUUAAAUUGGAAACUGUUAAAUUUCAUUUGCAAAUGGCAUUGGAACUGAACCCAAAAGAUCCAUUUAUACGAUACAUGAUUGGUUAUUGGAAUUACAAUCUUGCUGAUUUAUCUUGGUUUCGGAGAAAGCUUGGAUCAAUCAUAUUUGGAACUGAAAUUCCCGAGUCGACAUAUGAAGAAGCAUUAGAAUGUUUUAGAGAAGCUGAAUCAAUUCAACCUAAGUUUUACUGCAAAAAUCUUCUUAUGUUGGGAAAAACAUUUUUGAAAAUGGACAACAAGUUUAGUGCUGAAUAUUAUCUGAAAUUAGUCACUCAAUAUCCUGUUAAAACUGUUGAGGACCAUCAGGCCAAAAUUGAAGCAGAAAAAAUUCUUAAAUCAUCAUUUGGGCUAUAGUCAAAUCACUACAAUUUCAUGACACAGCUGGAUUAUUAUUAUCACCAUCAUUUUAAAAUGCUAACGUAUGUGUAUGUUUAAUGUACUUACUACCAUAUUUUUACCCUAACUUAGCAUUUUAGUGUAGAUAUCUAUAAUUCCAGAGUUUUUAUUUUCCAAUGAUCUGUACCCAGAACCUUUAAAUUAUAGCUUCAAACUCGAGUUAAAAGCCUUCCAAUAUAUUAAAAAAAAUUUUUAAUUGCACAUAAACUUUGACCUAUAAGUAAUUUGUUAUUUGAUUUAUUAAAAAAAGUUGUUUUCGAGUAAAUCAUUAUUAAUGAUUUAUCUCAAAUGUCAAAAUAUCUGAUUUUGUAUUAUAUAACUUAGUUUAUGAUACUUAUCUUUUUUUAAAUUAGCUAAAGCUUAAAGUUACCUUUUUUACUGCCACUAGUCCUAUACUUAAUGUAUUAUACAAAUCAUAAGAUAUAUUAUAGGUAAGUAAAAACAUAAUAAUUGAGGAGUCAAAAUUACGCUGUUAAUUACAACACCUAUUUAUGAUUUAUAUUUUUAGAACAGUGUAUUCUUUGUUUAAGCAAAAUUAUCUUUUUUAUGUUACUAUUUAUUUAUGAUUUGUUACAGUCAAUAUUAUACUAGUAUUUGUUUGUUGUUCCUUUUAAGUGCUGUGUUUUACAU